UCAUCUUUAAAAUGAAACUUUGUUUAUUAAAAUAGGUCAAGAAUUACGCUUAAAUUCAACAUUUGGUGUUUAGAAUACAAGCUUUGUACAGUGGCGCCCCUUAAUACCUGACGUGAAAGAAACGAAGCUCUUACUCUGCGAUAAUUUUCAGAUAAAUACUAAUAAAAAUAAAUAGAUUUCACCAAGUUCAAUUGUCUUUGAUGAUUAUCGUGAGUGUUUUCUUCUGAAUUUCAAGGAGUUAAAAUCGAAAAUUUUAUUUCUGUACAGCGCCUGCGAAUGAGCUACAAGAAUCGUCAGAUGUUCAACUUUUUCGAAUUACGAGACGACUAGUGGAAUUCUGGAAUCAGACAAGGUGACACGAAAUUUUUUUCGUCCUCGUAAUUACAGUUCAUUUUAUCCUCAAAAUGAGCAGUUCCGACAGCAACGAUGACCUGGUUUCGCCUAUAAUGAAGAAAAGACGUUUAGAAGAAUCUUCAUCUUCUGAAGACGUUACCGAUAAAGAGAUCGAGUCUGAUACUCAAACUGAUUCCAGUAUAUCUGAAUAUACUGACUCCUCGGACAACGAAAGUAAGACCGAAGACGAGGAUACAAAUGCUACGUGGAAUAUCAUAGGAGGCAAUAGAGAACCAUUCCAAUUUUCUGCGAAGCCUGGCCUGCAACAAAUCGUACCAAAGCGUUUCAGAAAUAAAUGCAUGUUUUAUAUGGAAAAAUAUUUAAAUGAUGAGCUUAUUGGUAUUAUAGUAGAGCAAACUAAUUUGUAUGCUAAUCAAUUUUUACAAAGCCAACCGAAUUUAAAGCCGCAUUCAAGAAUGAAGAAAUGGUAUCCGACGUGUAACAAUGAGAUUAGAUGUUUUAUUGCGCUCUUGAUCUUGCAGGGCAUCGUAAAAAAGCCAACAUUACAAAUGUACUAUUCCAAAAGGGAAUGCAUUAGUACACCUUUUUUUUCUAAAGUGAUGUCACGAGACCGAUUUGUAUUAUUGUGCAAAUUUCUUCACUUCGAAAAUAAUCAACUUUACGAUCAGAAAAAGCCAAAAACUAAGAUGACUAAAAUCAAAACGGUUUUGGACAAUAUUUUAGAAAAGUGUCAAAGUUUAUAUAUUCCGCAACUUGAUAUUUGUAUCGAUGAGUUACUGCCAAUGUGGAAAGGACGAUUAUCCUGGAAACAUUAUAUCCCAUCAAAAAGAAAUCGGUUCGGUAUAAAAUUUUUGGUCUUAUGCGAGAGUGAGUCAGGAUAUGUAUGGAAUUUUUUCGUAUAUAGCAACAAAAAUACUGAUUAUGACCAGCGUUAUUUAGAAUUUAAAAUUUCUGAACGUAUUGUGCUUCAGUUAUGUAGCGAUCUUUUAUAUCGUGGAUACAGGCUAUAUUUAAAUAAUUGUUAUACUAGCAUUCCAUUGAUAGAAAAAUUAUGCGAGUAUAAAACAGACGUGGUUGGAACUAUUCGCAAAAGUAGAAUUGGCAUUCCUUCAGAUGUAAUCAAACUGCCUAUUAGAAAAGGCGAAUACGCUGUUAAGUUUAAAAAUAAAAUUAUGUUAAUGAAAUGGAAAAAUAAGAGAGAGGUUUAUCUCGCAAGUACCGUUCAUAAUGAUAACAUGAUAAAAAUAGAGAAAAGAAAAAUAAUAACAAGAAAACCAGAAGUAGUGAUUGACUACAAUAAAAAAAUGGGUGGAGUGGAUUUGAGCGAUGGUAUUAUCAUAGCGUAUUCCGCAGUAAGAAAAAGACUCAAGAAGUACUAUAAAAGAAUAUUUCUUCAUUUGUUAGAUAUUAUUUGUUUAAAUGCUUUUAUAUUAUAUAAAAAAAAUAAUGGAUCAUUAUCGCGAAUCAACUUUUUGAUGGAAUUUGUUGAGGAAACUAUUACUUCGUAUCAAAUACAAGGAGAAAAAUCGACACAAACAAUUCGGCAACCUACAUAUCAUGUAACCCGAUUAGUCGGGAAUCAUGUUCCGAAUUAUAUACCCGGAACUUCAAAAUCAAACCCUACGCGAAGGUGUUCACUCUGUUCUAAACGUAAGAUCAGGAAAGAAACACGUUACUUGUGUACUACUUGCAAAGUCCCAUUGUGUGUAGUACCCUGUUUCGGUGAAUACCAUUCCAAAACAGAAAUUUAAAUUUUUAACUUUAUAUGUAUUAUAUAUUCUUGCGUUUUUCAUUAAUUAUGUAAUAUAUGUGGGAUUCCCCUUCUCCUGUCAGUCUUUCAAAAGGAUAUCUAACAAGUAAAAAGGAAGGAAUUCCGCGAUGUUGUCAAUAGGUUGAUAUAGAAGGAAAACCUCUCUUCACGGAUAUGCAAUAUAUUUAAUAUAAAGAAAUAAAAAUACAAAUUAAUGGUAUAAUAAAACGUCUUCUUUGCUUGGCUACUAAACGAUGACUGCCUCUUGCUUUCUUUUCUUUAAUUUAUUUCUUUGGGCGACGAUCUCGCUAUCCCUAAUCGGUUGUUUAUUUUAUAUUGUUUAUCUUUUGCCUGAUUAUACCCGAUACUCUGGCCCAUUCAUGCUUAAGUGUUCUUACUCACACUCUCACAUUCUCACACCCCACACUCGGCCAUUCUAUUAUUUCUUCGGUCCCCGAAGAAAACUCUUCAAACGGUUUCAUAUAAUCUACUGCCGUUGUGGUAAUCUUUGGUCCUUCACCUUCACCCACACGAAUCACUUCAUAUCUAUUUUUCCCUUUACAUCUAGAUAUCUUAUACGGUCCUAGAAAUUUCUUAUGUAUCUUUAAUCCUGUACCGAAUUGUGUGCGUUUUAUCGCCACAAAAUCGGUUUCAUUGUAUACAAUCGCUUUCUUACACUUAUGGUUAUAAUUACGCUGAUUCUCUCCUUGAACUUUUGACAAGCUUUCUUUAGCUGACUGUCUUAAUUCUAAGCGUUCGUCUGAAAAUUGAGCUAUUGCUUCCUUCUCUAUUAAUUUUAAAAUUGUGAAAUCUUCUCGCUGUUUCAUUUUUUUACCAAACAUUACUUCAAAAGGUGACGUAUCUAUGCUACGCUGAUGAGUACUAUUGAUCGCUCUUUGAACUUUAUACACGUGUUUAUACCACUUAUCUAGCACAUCUAUUGAUAAUUUAGUCAAUACCGCAAUAAUAAUGCGAUUAAUCCUUUCAACUUGACCGUUUCCUCUUGGUAUACCGGUGGUAGUUAAAAUAUGUUCAAUUUUUUCUGCCAUACAAUACUAUUUA
Messenger RNA from Polistes dominula (European paper wasp), 3166 nucleotides. RefSeq names its product piggyBac transposable element-derived protein 4. NCBI's taxonomy places the organism in Eukaryota, Metazoa, Arthropoda, Insecta, Hymenoptera, Vespidae. The record is from RefSeq and is a predicted model, not a curated record.